Molecule: messenger RNA, 7890 nt
Organism: Haliotis rufescens (red abalone)
Lineage: Eukaryota; Metazoa; Mollusca; Gastropoda; Lepetellida; Haliotidae
Product: unconventional myosin-VI-like
Exons: 32
Coding region: 276-4037 (1253 amino acids)
Biological process (GO): vesicle transport along actin filament; actin filament organization; endocytosis
Cellular component (GO): cytoplasm; endocytic vesicle; actin cytoskeleton
Molecular function (GO): ATP binding; actin filament binding; microfilament motor activity
Source: RefSeq, a predicted model, not a curated record
UUCAAUAUAAUAUUAACCACUAACAAGUCAACAUCUAUCUGUCAUACCUAACAUAUACAAGCAUCAUAUUCAAUGUAUAAAGUUUCACCUUAAAGAGAUGUCGUUUGGCAGGGACUAUUUUGCCAGGUGAGGGCGGAGGGAUACAGUCUCGGCUUUGACGCGACACUGUACCGGUUCAGGUGUUAGUACAUGUCACGAUAUUUCGUUGACCAUCUUCACUUGUCCAAACUCACUGUCCAAGUGGGAGCACUUACAGAUUGACGUAAGGAGGCAUAAUGGACGGGGGUAAGAAGGUGUGGGUCCCCCACCCUACGGAUGGCUUCAAGCUGGGACGUAUCACUGACAUUGGAUCUGACUCCAUCUCCAUUGAGCCAUUUGAUGCCCCAGGAACUACAAUCAAUGCUAUCUAUGAUCGUACAUUUCCUGCUGAGGAAUAUGACAACAAAGACUGUGAGGAUAACUGUGCAUUGAUGUACUUGAAUGAGGCCACUCUCCUAAAUAACAUCAGGAUACGAUACAUGAAGAAUCAGAUCUAUACCUACACAGCCAACAUUUUAAUUGCCAUCAACCCAUAUUAUGAGAUACCAGACUUGUACACAUCACAGACCAUAAAGUCCUACACUGGGAAGUCCCUUGGAGUGCUGCCUCCUCACGUAUAUGCCAUUGCUGACAAGUCCUACCGUGACAUGAAGGUUUUGAAGCUAAGUCAGUCAGUAAUCGUGAGUGGAGAGUCUGGCGCAGGGAAGACUGAGUCAACCAAAUAUAUCCUGAAAUACCUUACAGAGUGUUGGGGAACCAAGGCUGGACCCAUUGAACAGAGAAUCCUCGAGUCCAACCCACUCCUAGAAGCCUUUGGUAAUGCCAAGACGGUCAGAAACAACAACAGUAGUAGAUUUGGCAAAUUUGUAGAAAUCCAUUUUGAUGCAAAGUCAGCUGUGUGUGGUGGCUACAUCUCCCACUACCUGCUAGAAAAAUCACGAAUCUGCACACAGAGCAAGGAAGAGAGAAACUACCACAUCUUCUACCGCUUGUGUGCUGGUGCUCCUGACAAAAUGAAAGAAGAGCUACAGUUGGCCCCACCAGAUCAGUUCCAGUAUUUGAAGAAUGGCUGCUCGCAGUACUUUGCUACCCGGCAAUCUGACAAGGCCAUGAAUGCAAAUCGGAAAAGUCAACAGUACCUGAAACUUGGCAGUCUCAAUGACCCUAUCCUGGAUGAUGUCCGUGACUUCACUGUGUGCUCGGAGGCCAUGACAAAGAUGGGAAUCACAGAUGCUGACAAGAAUAACAUCUUCCGUCUAGUGGCUGCGGUGCUCCACCUAGGCAAUAUCACCUUUGAAGAAAACCUGGAGGAUACCAAAGGUGGAUGCAAGGUUGCACAGCUGGCAGAAAAAGCUCUGUUGAUUGCUGCCCAUCUACUUGAGGUAGAUAAGGAAGAGCUGAAAGAUGCAUUGACCAGUCGGGUCAUGCAGGCAACCCGUGGGGGCACCAAGGGUACUGCCAUCAAGGUUCCACUGAAGAUGUUUGAGGCUGCCAGUGCACGAGAUGCCUUGGCAAAGGUUGUCUAUUCCAAGAUGUUUGACUACAUUGUGAAUGAAGUGAACAAGUCCAUCCCCUUUACUUCCUCAGCGAACUACAUAGGUGUCUUGGAUAUAGCUGGCUUUGAGUACUUCCAAGUGAACAGUUUUGAGCAGUUCUGCAUCAACUAUUGUAAUGAGAAGCUGCAGCAGUUCUUCAAUGAGAGGAUCCUGAAGGAGGAACAAGUUUUGUAUGAGAAGGAAGGUCUGAAUGUGAAGAAGAUCAAUUGGACGGACAACCAGGAUUGCAUUGAUUUGAUUGAAGGCAAAAGCAGUGGUAUCUUUGACCUUCUGGAUGAGGAAAGCAAAUUGCCUACGCCAAAACCUGACCACUUUACCCAUGAGGUGCAUGGUCGAAACAAGAAUCACUUCCGGCUAAGUGUUCCUCGAAAGUCCAAGCUGAAGUCUCAUCGAGAGGUGAAAGAUGACCAAGGUUUCCUCAUCAAACACUUUGCUGGUGCUGUUUGCUACCACACGGUUCAGUUUAUUGAGAAAAACAACGAUGCUCUGCAUGCAUCCUUACAGUUUCUGGUCCAAGAAAGUAAGAAUACCCUGCUUAGAAAGUUGUUUGAGGGCAUGGAGGUUACUUCUGGAAAACUUGGCUUCAUAAGUGUCGGAACCAAGUUCCGAAAACAACUGACUGUUUUGAUGGACAAGCUACGAAGCACAGGCACCAACUUUAUCCGGUGUAUCAAGCCUAACAGUAAGAUGGUGGACCACAUGUUUGAAGGGGGUAUGAUCCUCAGCCAGCUUCAGUGUGCAGGUAUGAUCUCGGUGCUGGACCUCAUGCAGCAGGGCUACCCAUCCCGCACCCAGUUCUCGGAGCUGUACAACAUGUACAAGAGGUACCUGCCCCCAGAGCUAUCUCGACUAGAUCCACGGCUGUUCUGCAAGUCACUCUUCAGAGCUCUAGGUCUGGAUGAAAAUGAUUUCAAGUUUGGUUUGACCAAGGUCUUCUUCCGACCAGGAAAAUUUGCAGAGUUUGAUCAGAUUUUGAAAAGUGAUCCAGAAAAUUUAGCUGAGUUGGUGAAGAAGGUGAAAAGGUGGUUGCUGUGUUCGCGCUGGAGAAAGGCACAAUGGUGUGCUCUGUCAGUCAUUAAAUUGAAAAACAAGAUAAAUUAUCGCCGUGACAUGCUGGUGAGAGUGCAGAAGACAGUUCGCAUGUGGAACAUGUGUCGCAAGUUCAAACCCAAGAUGGCAAUCUUAGUGAAGCUGAAGUCUUCUUCUGAGCAACUGACAAUGAUGGCCCAGAUUGUGUCCCAGUUCAAGAAGGAAAAAGACCAGGCUACGAAACAAGUGAAGGACAUAGAGAACUCACUGAGUGGUCUCAUCAAGAAGAUACGGAGCACUGACAUGACACGGGAUCAACUGAAUACUGCAUACAGUCAAUUCAUUGCAAGCAUGGACCAGAUGCUUGUUGAACUGAAAAAGAAGUUGGAGCAGCAGAAGAUAGCAGAAGAACAGGAGAGAUUGCGCAAAAUACAGGAGGAAAUGGAAAGAGAGAAAAAGAAAAAGGAAGAAGAAGAAAGGAAGCGGAAAGAAGACGAACUUCAAAGAAAACAAAAAGCCGAGUUGGAGGCUCGCAGAAAGAAGGAGGAGGAAGAAAAGAAGAAACAAGAGGAACAGGACAGGAAAGCUGCUGCCAUCCUGCAAAAACAAAUGGAAGAGGAGGCCAAGGCUAAUGCGGCAAGACAACAGAUGCUGGAUCAAGAACAUCGUGACCGGGAGCUGGCUCUACGUCUGGCAAUGGAGGACCAGAAUGAGGUUGAGGACAUACAGCUCCCUCCACCACUACAGAGAUCAGCUGAAGCUGUUGCAAGGCGACAGGCUGCUGCCAACAAGAAAUAUGACUUGACUAAAUGGAAAUAUGCUGAGCUUCGUGACGCCAUCAACACAUCAUGUGACCUGGAACUUCUUGAUUCCUGUCGGGAAGAGUUUCACCGCCGCCUCAAGGUCUACCAUUCAUGGAAAUCCAAGAACAAGAAGCGCACGGACAAGGAUGAACAGCGAGCCCCAGAGGGUGUGGUGCAAAAUGCACCACCAAUUUCUAGGGCUGCUGAGAGUAUGUCUAUGGCACCAGCACGCCAGGCCAGUUCCCAGGCGAAGGCAGAACAACGCUACUUCCGGAUCCCUUUCUCUCGCCCAGCAGACGAGUACAGAGAUGGAGGUGUGGAGAAGAAACAUGGCUUCUGGUUUGCCCACUUUGAUGGUCAGUGGAUAGCCAGACAGAUGGAGUGUUACCCUGGGAAACAGCCAGUUCUCUUUCUGGCAGGUGUGGAUGACAUGCAGAUGUGUGAACUGAGCCUACAGGAAACUGGUUUAACCAAUCGGAAGGGAGCUGAAAUUUUGGAGAAUGAGUUUGAAGAGGAGUGGAGCAAAUUUGAUGGUGGAGCUAUUCUAAAGAAGAAUUCCCAGAGAGUCUCCUCAAAAUACCUGCAAAAGAAACUAGGCAUUACUAAAUAAUUAUUUUAAUUAGUUCAGUGCAUAUCAGAUGUAGAGUAUUUAUAACAUGGUGAAAGAGCAUAUUUGUAUAUGAGGCUUGAUUUACUGAGCACAGACACAGAUAACUAAUCCAUAUUACUGUCCAUGCAGUGACCUUCAGAAACAAUUGAUCAAGGAUGACAUUUCUCCUGAGAUCAGGUGGCAGUGAGAACUUGACAAAGUGAACCCAAAACAUCUUAGUUCAGUUUGACACACAGGAAGAACAAGUGCUGUUUAAGAAGUAGAGUGACUGUUAUACACCUCUAGUUUGGUAUGUGCUUGUUUAUUUGGUAUGAGGGAAUAUUUGAUGGUUGGUAUACUACAUUUAUUGGUCAAUUAACAUUGAGCCUCUCUUUGAUUAUGUAGGCAAUUUUGUUAAAUGUUAUUGAAACAUACUGAAUUCAAAGCUUUACACCAGCCUUUUUUUGCGAAACCAAUCUUUAAUACUGUCAAAGAUUUAUUAUUGUUAAGUGUGUUUUAGAAUGUAAGUAUUGACUAUAGCAUGUUUUAUUUGUACUUAGUUGUGUUCAGGUAGAAGGUAGGCUGCUGGCAUGCCCUGUUGUUAUGUUUUGUUUCUGGCAUCAGAACAGAUUACCAGUUUAGUUCCAGUGCAGGUCGGGAGGAUUACUGAUUAAUUAGACUUAGACAAUACAAACAAAUGUUUACAUGUUAAUAACAUGUUGUGUGGCAUAACAUCUACAGGAGACAGUACUGUUGGAGACUUAACACUUCAUGGCCAACAUGUUGUGGGGUGGUGACAUCACAUGCCUCCUGUGGCCAACAUGUUGCUGAGUGGUGACAUCACAUGCCUCCAGUGGCCAACAUGUUGUGGGGUGGUGACAUCACAUGCCUCCUGUGGCCAACAUGUUGUGGGGUGGUGACAUCACAUGCCUCCUGUGGCCAACAUGGUGCUGAGUGGUGACAUCACAUGCCUCCUGUGGCCAACAUGUUGUGGAGUGGUGACAUCACAUGCCUCCUGUGGCCAACAUGUUGUGGGGUGGUGACAUCACAUGCCUCCUGUAGCCAACAUGUUGUGGGGUGGUGACAUCACAUGCCUCCUGUGACCAACAUGUUGCUGAGUGGUGACAUCACAUGCCUCCUGUGGCCAACAUGUUGUGGGGUGGUGACAUCACAUGCCUCCUGUGGCCAACAUGUUGCUGAGUUGUGACAUCACAUGCCUCCUGUGGCCAACAUGUUGCUGAGUGGUGACAUCACAUGCCUCCUGUGGCCAACAUGUUGUGGAGUGGUGACAUCACAUGCCUCCUGUGGCCAACAUGUUGCUGAGUGGUGACAUCACAUGCCUCCUGUGACCAACAUGUUGUGGAAUGGUGACAUCACAUGCCUCCUGUGGCCAACAUGUUGUGGGGUGGUGACAUCACAUGCCUCCUGUGGCCAACAUGUUGUGGGAUGGUGACAUCACAUGCCUCCUGUGGCCAACAUGUUGUGGGGUGGUGACAUCACAUGCCUCCUGUGACCAACAUGUUGCUGAGUGGUGACAUCACAUGCCUCCUGUGGCCAACAUGUUGUGGGGUGGUGACAUCACAUGCCUCCUGUGGCCAACAUGUUGUGGGGUGGUGACAUCACAUGCCUCCUGUGACGAACAUGUUGUUAGGUAGGUGACAUCACAUGCCUCCUGUGGCCAACAUGUUGCUGAGUGGUGACAUCACAUGCCUCCUGUGGCCAACAUGUUGUGGGGUGGUGACAUCACAUGCCUCCUGUGGUCAACAUGUUGUGGGGUGGUGACAUCACAUGCCUCCUGUGGCCAACAUGUUGUGGGGUGGUGACAUCACAUGCCUCCUGUGGCCAACAUGUUGCUGAGUGGUGACAUCACAUGCCUCCUGUGGCCAACAUGUUGUGGGGUGGUGACAUCACAUGCCUCCUGUGGCCAACAUGUUGCUGAGUGGUGACAUCACAUGCCUCCUGUGGCCAACAUGUGGGGUGGUGACAUCACAUGCCUCCUGUGGCCAACAUGUUGCUGAGUGGUGACAUCACAUGCCUCCUGUGGCCAACAUUUUGUGGGGUGAUGACAUCACAUGCCUCCUGUGGCCAACAUGUUGUGGGGUGGUGACAUCACAUGCCUCCUGUGGCCAACAUGUUGUGACCAGGUUGUGGGAGAAUGUUUUCAAGGAAUUGCAUUUGAAACUUCCCUUAUACAAAUAUUUUCUUGUGAAGUUGUGUAGUUUGUUAUGUCGUAACUUUUAUUUAUUGUUUAAAAUACUUGAUUACAUUGUCGAUUUAUGUCCUACUGUCUCUUGAAAUGAAAAUCCAUCAAGCAUUCUUAUAUUGUGAUUCCACAGUGUUCUCUACAUUUGAUGACAUGUCCCUGCCUCAGUAGGCUCAAUGUUGUGGUCUUCAUGUGAUUAUUGUUACAAGUAUGAAAUAAUUCAAGUGUCAACCAUCUUUAUGAUGAUUGGCAGAAUUACACCAGCUAUUUUUAUUAUUGUUUCACCUUAUCGGAACACCAUCAUUCUGUUCUGAAUAACAUCACAUAUUUACAUUUCAGUCCUCUUUUAUCCCUUUAUCCUGUGAUCACACCAACAAUUAGGAUAUAUUUUUAGAUGUUUUUAUGGAGUACAAGUGAUACUGCAAUCAUUCCUGGCACAUGGUGACUGUCAUGUUUUCCUGGAGUACCACAAGUUGUGGGUUAUAUACAAGCCAGAGGAUAAGUGUACUGCACUGUGCCUGUCCCACAGAUCCCUCCAUACUCUGUGCUAUGCAGUUGUCUGUACACCAACAGGGAACAUGUUGACUUGUUAACAGAUUAAUAUUUGUUUGUUCAUGUACAAGAGUGAAUAUAAGUACUGUUAUUUGGUAUGUUUGUGUCUGAAGUGAAGUGUGUUGAUGUUUUGUGUUGAUCCAUUGAGACCCUAAAUAUUGCAUUCCCCCGAGGGCAGUUUUAGGUUCUGGUCAUCCAACCUGACACUGGCUUUUAUGCUCCGUGGAGCUGAUUUGGUAACGUAUGUAUGAAAUUAAGUAAAAGCACAAAUGAUAUUCUAUAAGAAAAUGUGGAUGAGAAAGGUGAAGAUGUUUCUGAGGUCGCCCACCAGUAAAGUAAGGUAUAUCAUUGCAACAUUACAAUUUCAGGUUAAUUGACUUCCUAAAUAUUAUGCCUUCUCUUAAAAAAAGAUAGUGCUUGUUAUAGGAUGAGUGUUCAUCUGAUCUGAAUCCUCUAUUCAUUGUAGCAUUUGCUAGAUCCCAUAACAAAUAUCCUAAUUCUGAUGAUUUUUAGAAAAGAUUAUUAGAAGCAAUCCUAAUGAACCAUUUAUGAGUAGAAUAAAUGAAAAAUGCUGUGGGGCAGGUGUCACAUGAAGCUACAGCUUGGUCAGAUGAAACCUCAUGUAAGCUGAACCUAUGCUGCUGGUAAUUCAGGCCACACAGUAUAUCUUCACAUCUGGUCAUGACAAGCUUGUGGGCCUACAAGCCUCACUUGUGACACAUACAUAUGGCAUGUGCUUACUGUUAAUACAUGGGAUACCAAUGGUCAGGGUCACAGUUUACAAUCCCACCUAUUUAUUUAUAUUUUACCCCUUUUUUUUCUUCAUGGCUUUUGCAGAAUCCUACGUACACAUGCAUACUGAUACCCUAUGGUUAAAUGGUAUAUAGCCAAUAGCUGAAAGUCAAUUGUUUGUGGUUGGGGGAACUUCAGAUUCGGACACAAAGCUUACUUAUGAAACUGUUCAAAAUGAAACAUGAAGUGUUUUGUUGGGCCAGCUCUGUGAAUGUAUGCACAAUUUGGUCAUGUUUACAGCACCAUCACUUAUUGUUGGCCAUGUCACUCAGUCUAUUCUAAGCUUCUCUGUAUUGUGUGUAAUGAAUAAAGAGGAUUGACACCAAA